This is a messenger RNA of Acanthosepion pharaonis, 615 nucleotides long. Lineage: Eukaryota; Metazoa; Mollusca; Cephalopoda; Sepiida; Sepiidae. The record is from the annotation of a GenBank genome assembly.
AUGAUUCGCAACAGCAAAGCUAACCUUCUAUCUAUCUAUCUAUCUAUCUAUCUAUGUCAGUUUUUGUUUCUAUCUAUCUAUCUAUCUAUCUAUCAUUUUUUGUUUCUAUCUAUGUAUCUACCUAUCUAUCGAUCUAUCUCAGUUUUUGUUUGUUUCUAUCUAUCUAUCUAUCUAUCUAUCUAUCUCAUUUUUUGUUUCUAUCUAUUUAUCUACCUAUCUAUCGAUAUAUGUCAGUUUUUCUUUGUUUCUAUCUAUCUAUCUAUCUCAUUUUUUGUUUCUAUCUAUUUAUCUACCUAUCUAUCGAUCUAUGUCAGUUUUUCUUUGUUUCAAUCUAUCUAUCUAUCUAUCUAUCUAUCUCACUUAAAACAAUGCCAUAUCAAAUGCAUCUAUCUCUCUACCCCCAGCCCGUUCAUAUCUAUCUAUCUAUCUAUCUAUCUAUCUAUGGCUUAUUCCUUAUUUAUCUAUUUACCUAUGAUUCCUUAUCUGACGUAUUUAUAUAUUAUCUAUCUGUCUAUACGACUAUCUCAGAUCCCUUAUAUCUAUCUAUCUAUCUAUCUAUCUAUCUAUCUAUCUAUCUAUCUAUCUAUCUCAUUCUGUUCAUAUCUCUCUAUCUAA